This is a messenger RNA of Phyllostomus discolor (pale spear-nosed bat), 5617 nucleotides long. Its product is annotated as L-lactate dehydrogenase A-like 6A. Lineage: Eukaryota; Metazoa; Chordata; Mammalia; Chiroptera; Phyllostomidae. Gene Ontology annotation, biological process: carboxylic acid metabolic process. Gene Ontology annotation, cellular component: cytoplasm. The transcript has a single exon. Gene Ontology annotation, molecular function: L-lactate dehydrogenase (NAD+) activity. Bases 460 to 1605 code for a protein of 381 amino acids. The record is from RefSeq and is a predicted model, not a curated record.
CCUCCACCAGGUUCCGAUGCGGAGUUUAACCUUCUUCUCAUCUGGACUGAAUGAAAGCAUUUCUACUUGGCAUACACGCUGAAAAUGCAAAACCUGGGUUGGCCAAGCAUUCACAUUAAAUAGUGAAGAGAAUCCGUGCUGGUAAAACUUGCAUGCGAGAAGUAUUGUAUUUUGUAGAGGCCGUUGUGAGACUUUGCCUUGCGCAGGCGCGGUGCCACACCGAGGGUGCAGGCCGAGGCGCAAAGCGUUGCGCAGACACCCUGCCACGCGAGGGGGCAGCCAACAGCCCACGGCCUCGCGCAGGCGCACUGCCACGCUGAGGGGGCGGCCAACGGCCCACGGCCUCGCGCAGGCGCAGUAACACGCUGGGGGGCGGCAAGCGACCGCAAGCGCUCUUCCUUGACUCUUGAAAGCUUGCGUGCCACAGUCUUCCACUCUCUUCCCGCACCUUUUGACCGAAUGGCGGUGAGCUGGGAUCUCCUGUGGGCCGGCUGGAGAGUGGGCGCCGCGAGAGCGAACUUCCCGAGUCCGGGCGUGGCACCGCGUCCCCGCCAGCUCGCUCGCACGCCCCUCAGGCGCCCGUGGUCCGUCACCCCGGUGUCCGGGAUGGCGACUGUCAAGGGUGAGCUCACGAAGAAGUUAACCUCGGAGGCGGCCGUCCCCCACAACAAGGUGUCCAUUAUAGGGACCGGGUCCGUGGGCAUGGCCUGUGCCAUCAGCAUCCUGCUGAAGGGCCUGAGCGACGAGCUGGCCCUGGUGGACGCGGCGGAGGGCAAGCUGAAGGGCGAGACCAUGGACCUGCAGCACGGCAGCCAGUUCGUGAGGAUGCCGAACGUGGUCGCCAGCAAGGACUUUCUCGUCACCGCCAACUCCAACCUCGUGAUCAUCACGGCGGGGGCCCGCCAGGAGAAGGGAGAGACGCGCCUCAAUCUGGUCCAGCGGAACGUGGCCAUCUUCAAACUGAUGAUUUCCAGCAUCGUCCAGCACAGCCCGCACUGCAAGCUGAUCGUGGUGUCCAACCCGGUGGACAUCCUCACUUACGUGGCCUGGAAGCUGAGCGGGAUGCCCCCGAACCGCGUGAUCGGGAGUGGCUGCAACCUGGACACGGCGCGCUUUCGUUUCCUGAUUGGGCAGAAGCUCGGGAUCCACCCCGAGAGCUGCCACGGGUGGGUCCUCGGGGAGCACGGAGACUCCAGCGUCCCCGUGUGGAGUGGCGUGAACGUCGCGGGCGUCCCCCUGAAGCACCUGAACUCGGAUAUAGGGACGGAUAAGGACCCCGAGCAGUGGAGAGACGUGCACAAGGAUGUGAUCGCCAGCGCCUACGAGAUCAUCAAGAGGAAGGGCUACACUUCGUGGGCCAUCGGCCUGUCUGUGGCCGACUUAACGGAAAGCAUCUUGAAGAACCUCAGGAGAGUGCACCCGGUGUCCACCAUGAUUAAGGGCCUCUACGGGAUCAAGGAAGACGUGGCCCUCAGCGUGCCGUGCGUCCUGGGCGAGAGCGGCAUCACGGACCUUAUCAAGGUCAACCUGACCCCCGAGGAACAGGCGCGUCUGAAGAAGAGUGCGGAAACGCUGUGGGAGAUUCAGAAGGACCUCAAGUUUUAGAGCUGCUGCAGCUGCUGUUCUGGAGUUAGCGUAGAAGAGAUAGAAGUUGCAUACGUCAAUUUUUUAAAAUAAACUUAGAUUCCUAAAAGUUGGAACGGGAUGGGGUAGACUGACUCCCCUGUUUGUUUAGCCUCCCAGCCCUUUGAUUUAGCAUCCAGUUUUGUUUUGUUUUGUUUUGUUUAAACAGUUCCUAAGUGACGGCACCAAUGGUGUUUUUGUGCCACCAUGGGCUAGUACUCACCUUGAAUUUGUAUGUGGUUGCCAUUUGGCCCAGAAGAACGUGGCGUGUAGGUAUUUUUUGUGUGUGUGUUGUAGAAAUAGACGAUUUUGUUCUAGCUGGCUUACGUAGUAUUUCACCUAUUUAUAUACUAUUUUUAAAGUUGUAACGAUCUGCAAUGUAAAAAUAAAUGCACAGAAGUACUUUCUGUAAUGCAGCCAUCAGCUGUCUUCACUCUCCCGUGGCAGCCUGUCAGAGGGCCUUUGCAGCGGCCUCAUGGAAAGGUGGCUGCACGUGGGGUCUGUGCAUGCGUGUGUUUGUGUGUGAGUGUGUAUGGUUGAGCGCUGUGCGCACCCGCAUGCCAGAGAAGCAGAAUCAUUCGGUUAAAAUAUGAAAAUAAUAGCAAUCAGGUGGUGGCUGUUAUGAAGUGUUUAAUGUUAUAAAGUGUUAUGAAGUAAAAUAUAAAGCUUUUAGGAAGAGGCCUGACAAUCAGAGGUGGUACAAUUACUGUCAUUUAUUUGGCAGAGAAAGGAAGCAUCCCAAAAUGGUCCAGUUACUAAAAAUAAAGCCUGAUUGAAAUCACGUUCUAACUGCCUCUGAGAACCUGACCGGUGAGCAUUUUAAAUCAGGAGGCACGUUCUAAAUUGUUCUCGUUGGGCCGAGGCUUGGCCCUGGGCCUACACGCUCCAGGGUCAUCCCUGUUGCUCAGUUUACCGCACGUUAAUGGGAAGCUUUUGCUUCUGAAUUGGUCGUUGUCAUAAAAAUUGGCCAAUUCAGUUUGAGUACUUGAGGGAUAUUUCUCAGUUACAUUUUCCACUUUUAUUCCUAAAUCAGUUGACUUUACUACAGAUUUUAGACUUUAUACAUGUGAUACAGGGAGCAUUUGGGAGAAAGUGAACCUUUACCUAAAUGAUAGUCUUGUAGCUUAGAAAGUAAAUGGACAUUUUUUAAAUGUGUUAGCUUUUCUAAUGCAACUGAAUAUUAAAUAAAUAAUGUGGUGUGUUCAAUCAUACCUUAGGAUCCAUGUGGAUAUCAACAGGCCUAAUCAAGAGUGAAGGGUACUAGCAUCUGCUGCAUACACUAAGCCCGUUCUGCUUAGUUGAAUUAGUGGACAUAGGGCAGUGAUCUGUCCUGCAAAAAUGACUGUUUACUGUGCCAAUCCAAGUUCCAAUACUAUUUCACUGAAAACAUCUAGAAAUGUUCUGAUUCCUCAUGAAGCACCCCAAGAGUGGGAAGGGUGGUUAUAAGACCUCUUUAAGCUCAACUUCACAGAGUUCCUCUUCUCCUUGGUCCAGCCCUUGAGUUUUUAUUCAGCCACGUUUCAGCCAAAGGUUACACUGAAGGGCAUCAGAGCAUGCCUUAUGCCUGUUCUGUACUUCUCUUCACCAUGAAUGUCAGGAUAGGUUGGGCUAUGCUGCAGUAAAAAUCAAUCUCCAGAUGUGUGGGUUAAAAUAAAAGUUUAUUUCUGUCUCAUGUAAGAUCCACUCUGGGUUUACACGACGCUCCAGAGAAGCUGCCGACGAGCCGGCCUGGUAACCCCAGGUUUCCUUGAUCUCCAGGCACUACCAUAGCCACACGGGUUCCCCUGGUUGCUAGGGAAAGGGAAGAGGGGCCUGGAGAACCAAGCAUCUAUAGUUGUUGCUUCGCCCUGGAAGCGACACACAUUUCUUUUACUCACAUUUGAUUUGCCAGAACUGCUCACAUGGUUACCGAACUUCAAAAAGAGUAAAGAAACAUCACCCUGCUGUUUCCACAAGUAGGACAUUGGUAAUAAUCUGCCCUGCCAUUGUAAAUAAAAUGGUCACCAUUGCAAGAGGCAUAUGUGUUUCUAGAGUGAGUUUUAGUGACAGCUCAUAGUGGAUGUUACGGAGGUACUGUCUUUCCAGGUCACAGAACCAGGGUAACUGUCAGGGAAGGGCCCUGGACAUCCACCACGCGGUUGUGCUUACUGGGAACCAUGUCGCUAUGAAUGGGUUCGCCUCCGUGACCUCUGGUUUCUCCAUGUGAAGUGGUCCUCACUUCUGCCACAAGGAAGUUUGAAGGCUAAAUAACAGUGUGAUGCCUGGUACAGUGCCUGGCUUGUUAGUGAUCCCAGGUGGCAGACAUUUUUUUUCCAUUCAGGUAACAUUUACAGUUUUAUUCUGUUAGUUUAUUAAGAAGCUGAAUCCCCAGGUUCUUCAAAACGAUCGGUGGUGCUGUAGUUACUGACGUGUCCGAAGGCUUUCUCGCCCGUGAGUCCCACAAAGCUGUGUCGUCAUUCUAACCCCAGCCCCGAGGCAGACGGCACACCUGCAAGCGAGGCAAUGGGUCCGUGGCAGAGACACUUGGAGCUUUUAAUUCCAGUAGCUGUCUAUUUAUUAGAAUCAAUGCUGUAAGGAUUUUUUUAAACUUAAUUAAAUUGGGGACAUAUCCUGCAGCUUUUCACAAUUUUUCAGCACACCACAUGCCAGACCAAAAGUUUUCACACUCUUUCUCCGUGUCGGGACACGCGUGGUCAAUGUGCAGCGUACCCCAUGUGGCACUCCUGGCACACUGGCUGCUUGGCCUUUCAGGAAGCUACUGGAAUGUGAAUGGGAGUGACAUUAUUAGAGAUACAGUCUUCUUGAAUCGUUCUAAUAUCUAAAUUAAAGUCGAUUGUAUCUGGUCUUCAGAAUGUGCAGACGAGGGGCAAAUUCCCAGUUGUCGUGACAUUCCCUUUGAGAAGUGCUGCCCUGGAUGUCGGUACCUUCUGAUAACAUUAGAACGUGGGACUUUUUGGACAUGAACACUGGUGCUUUAAGGAAGCUGUCGUCGGAGCCGCAGGCUCAGUGCUGAGGGUGUGCCGCGUCUCUACGGAGAGCAGUGCCUGGCAGCGCCCAGCGCACAGCAGUGCUGCUCCGAGGGGUGGCCCCGUGGCCCACAGCCUUGGGAGAAUCCUCCUCGCUAAGAGGGAAGGGAACUGAUCCCAGGGUUUAGAAAAUGCUUCGGAUAACCCUGACUUGCUGGAUGGAGACACGAGUUCCCAGCAUGCCCCAUCUUCACCAGACUUCUGGGGUACAGAGUAGGGGAUGAUUCUGUGGUAGCGGCUGUGAGUGUUAUCUGGGAACGCAGUGCACUUAUAACCAGGUUUGCCGGAAUGUGCACAGGCCCUGAGUCUUUUCCAGCGCGCUUUUAACAGGGCGUGUUCUGUGGGCCCGCGAAAUGAGUAUCACUGAUAAGACGAACACCUGCUCUGGACUGUGUGUCAGAAAUGGAUACAGGUGAAAAAACCAAAGGUUUUCAUUUGCCAUGCAUGUACUAUAGAUAAUAUAAGCUUUAAAACCUUCUAUGGAGCCCCAUUGUUUAAAGCAACUUAAAUGUAGACUCGGGGUCUCUGUUUCCACGGCUGCAGCAUUGAAGAAGAGGGCUGAAUGGUGUUCUCUACCCCGCCCGCCUCCCCCCGCUGCCUCGCUCUGAAGCCUGUCUAUUCCUUGUGGGCUGCUGCUGUUGAGAUACGAUUCCUCCUGGUGGUUCAGUUACUCACUUAGGGCCCUGGGAACACGUGAAGAACAUACAAUACUGGAGAAACGAGAGGACAGGAAAAAACUGUGUGGAGAGGAGGAAAUGGGAACAGAACCACGCCGAAGUAGGGCAGCCACCCUUGACUCGCCUGCCCGGGCCUCGCCGGCGUUUCCCAGGCCCAUCCUUCUCGGCAGCUGACCGUGCUCCCUGUCGCUGAGAAGGUGGGACGGCAGACGCUUCUGUUCACGGGCUGGCUCCCGGACACCCCAUCCGAAAGCUCUGUCAGCAGGCUGAGUUGCUGCAGAUGUGCGACCG